Molecule: messenger RNA, 365 nt
Organism: Phanerochaete carnosa HHB-10118-sp
Lineage: Eukaryota; Fungi; Basidiomycota; Agaricomycetes; Polyporales; Phanerochaetaceae
Exons: 1
Coding region: 39-365 (108 amino acids)
Source: RefSeq, a predicted model, not a curated record
AUCCAGCUCGUCUGCCCAUAUUGUCCUCAUGCGCACACAUGACAUCUGUCACGUUCACAAUGGACGCAUCCGUGCAUCACUCCCAUCCUAUUCGGCUGAGCCAGGCCCUCGCCUUCCUGAAAUUGCUCCCGGCAGCCGUCUGCCACGUCAGGCUCGAGCUCAAGUACUACCAGCCCUGGAUUCGCGGUGCAAUGCUGGUCCAGAAGAUACAGAAGGUUGACUGGGCUGCGAUUGGCCAAGCACUCGAGGUGUAUGCAAACCUCGCGUCUCUGGAGACUGGGGUUAAACGCACUUAUCAUACGCCAAACCACAAGAUGAUCUCUUUGCACAAGCUGCUGUGCUCGAAAGGCUCCCCGCACGGCUAG